AACCAAUAAAUGUGCUUGUGAAAAAAAAUUUAGUGCAGUUAAAAUGUUUAAAAUAUUGGUUCAAAGUUUGGCGAAAAACUCGUGUGAAAGCCGAGCACCGUCACAAAUUGCCGCCGUGACGUGUGUAAAAAAUUCAUUGAUUUUACCAGCGGCCAAGAAUCAUACAAUUGCCACGAGUACUAUAGCACGUCGCCAUUUUCUUUUUCUAACCAACAGAAAACCAGUGAGCUUUGCUUUUCAUCAUCAAGAUCUAACGGCAGGCAGCAGAAAGGACGUAUUCGCGGAGUAUAAGCAGAUUAAGAAAACAUUCUUAACAAAUUCAAGUGGAAUAACUAACUCCGGUGGCUUCUACAGGUAUUUUCACAAGUCGAGCGAAAAUUUAGUAGAAGGGGAAGCGUCGCCUGCAGAAAAGCAAAAGUUUUCGUUAAAAUCCAGCAACAAACACUCGUUUACAAAUUCAUCUUUGUAUAUAGAUCCAGACGAAAUGGCACCUCAUGAUAGGAACUUUGGCGGUCGUGGUGCACGUGGUGGAGAUGAUCGUCAUGCCAGACAGGGAGGUGGUGGCAUGCGCAAUGGAGGCGCUGGCGGUGGUGGAGGUGAUUUCCACGGUGUGCGGAACGGUCGUGUUGACAAGAAUCGUGGAGGUGGUGGUGGCGGACGUGGAGGUAGCGGAGGCUAUGGUGGCGGAAGUGGUUUCGGUGGUGGAUAUGGAGGAGGCAACCGUGGGGGUACCCAAGAUCUUACCCUCGGCAAUGUCGACUUUUCAAAUCUCACACCAUUCAAGAAGAAUUUUUAUGAGGAACACCCCAUUGUUGCAAACCGUUCCCCAUAUGAAGUACAACGUUAUAGGGACGAACAUGAAAUUACUAUCCGUGGAAAUGCCCCUAACCCAAUUCAAGACUUCAGCGAAGCUUAUUUUCCUGACUAUGUAAUGAAGGAAGUACGUCGUCAGGGUUAUAAGGCGCCAACAGCUAUUCAGGCACAAGGUUGGCCAAUUGCUAUGAGUGGUUCCAAUUUUGUCGGUAUUGCACAAACGGGAUCCGGCAAAACCCUAGGGUACAUCUUACCAGCGAUCGUACAUAUUAACAACCAGAAACCAUUAGAGCGGGGAGAUGGACCCAUAGCUUUGGUCUUGGCGCCUACACGAGAAUUGGCUCAACAGAUUCAACAAGUUGCCACUGAAUUUGGCUCUGCAUCGUACGUUCGAAACACAUGCGUUUUUGGUGGGGCUCCAAAAGGAGGUCAAAUGCGCGACUUGCAGCGUGGCUGUGAAAUCGUCAUUGCCACCCCAGGUCGUUUAAUUGAUUUUCUUGCAAUGAAUGCCACCAACUUGAAGCGUUGUACAUAUUUGGUAUUGGAUGAGGCUGAUCGUAUGUUAGAUAUGGGUUUUGAGCCCCAAAUACGCAAGAUUCUGUCACAGAUUCGCCCUGAUCGCCAGACACUUAUGUGGUCUGCCACUUGGCCUAAAGAAGUUAAGCAGUUGGCUGAAGAUUUUCUCGGCAACUACAUUCAAAUAAACAUUGGUUCUCUGGAAUUAUCGGCAAAUCACAAUAUCCGCCAAGUCGUUGACGUUUGUGAAGAACAUGACAAGGAAGACAAAUUAAAGUCUUUGCUUUCGGAAAUUUAUGAUACCAGCGAAAACCCAGGCAAGAUCAUAAUCUUUGUGGAGACCAAACGUCGCGUAGACAACUUAGUUCGCUUCAUUCGUAGCUUCGGUGUGCGCUGCGGCGCCAUUCACGGUGACAAGUCACAGUCGGAACGUGAUUACGUCUUACGUGAAUUCCGAUCUGGAAAGUCGAACAUUCUGGUAGCAACUGAUGUCGCUGCGCGUGGUUUGGAUGUGGACGGUAUCAAAUAUGUGAUUAACUUCGAUUACCCGCAAUCGUCAGAGGAUUAUAUUCAUAGAAUCGGACGUACAGGACGUUCCAACACAAAAGGCACUUCAUAUGCAUUCUUCACCAAAAAUAAUGCCAAACAGUCGAGAGCGCUGGUUGAUGUUUUACGAGAGGCUAAUCAGGAAAUUAAUCCUGCGCUAGAAGGUAUGGCACGUAAUAACCGUGGAUUUGAUGGCGGCCGUUCCCGUUAUGGUGGUGGUGGCGGCAACUCUCGCUUCAAUGGCACCUUCCGAAAAGGUGCUAUCGGAGGCGGCGGUAAUGGCGGUGGCCGCGGCUACGGUGGCGGUUAUGGCGGCAACAGCGGCGGAGGAUUUGCCGGCGGUCGCAGCAACGGUUACAGCAAUAACAAUGGCAACAGCGGCGAAAACAGUUACGGUAACCGCAACGCAGCCAGCAGUAGUAGUGGCGGCGGCAGACAGCAUACGCGUUUUGAUUAAAUUUACAAAUAAUGCUAGGUUAUAAGUUAUUAAUAUUAAUUUCUCAUUUAAAUGCAGUUUUACUUAAAUAUAACAAUUAACGUUAAACCAAAAGCCAAUUCUACAAUCACGUGAAAGUGCUUGCUGUGUUGGAGUUUCUGGUUUGAACACAAAUUACGCUAAACCUAGCCAAUAAUAAAUAGUGAGAUUUAAGUCAGUUUACGUUUUAUAUGUUUUACAAAUCUAAAUCUGCAUUUCUCUAAAUAACAAACAAGCUUAAAUUAUUUGAAAUCAUAAGUAAAUGCUCUUCAAUUUUCCUUUGAUAUUUUCUGUUUGCCCAUCAAUUAAUUGAGUAUGUGCUUUUGCAAAAGGAAUUUGUGAUCAAAAAAACUUAUUUAUAUUUAUACUAAUUUUGCCCUGUAUAAAACGCGUAUUUGCACUCCAAAUGUAGCCUAAAUAUCGUCAUACAUAGCGUCUAUUGUAUGUGUAGUCCUAAGUUAGCUUCAUCUAUCCAUGCGCCCAACAAUGCGACUGGCGCAAACUAUCAGUAUCUCUUUAAUACAAUAACAACAACAGCACAUUUUUAUAAUCUGUGCGUCCAGACUUCAAUUGACAUUUACAAGAAAAUGUAAAAAAA
This is a messenger RNA of Bactrocera tryoni, 2948 nucleotides long. It is a transcript of the gene Rm62, whose product is annotated as ATP-dependent RNA helicase p62. Gene Ontology annotation, molecular function: RNA helicase activity; ATP binding; RNA binding. The transcript is spliced from 5 exons. Bases 44 to 2332 code for a protein of 762 amino acids. The record is from RefSeq and is a predicted model, not a curated record. Gene Ontology annotation, cellular component: cytoplasm; ribonucleoprotein complex; nucleus. NCBI's taxonomy places the organism in Eukaryota, Metazoa, Arthropoda, Insecta, Diptera, Tephritidae.